AUGAUCUUUUCUGUGUCUGCCUGUCUUCUGCUUCUCCAGCUCGGCCGCAUCGCCGCAAACCCCGUCGCGCGGGGUACGGCUCCAGCCAAUGCAACGAGUUGUAAUGGUAAGACAUACAUUUAUGAAGAGCUUUCCGGGUGGGGUCUGUUGGCCAGCGAUGCCCGUGACAAGUUCGGAGACACAAUCGGCGGCAUUGGCAGCGCAAUUGCCCUGGAUAAGAAGUUUUGGAAGAAGAAGAGUGGGAACAAGGAAGCUUACACGGGCAUCCUUUACGGUCUCCCAGAUCGGGGAUGGAACACCGAAGGCACGCAGAAUACGCAGUCCCGGAUCCACAAGUUCGCCAUUUCGCUCGACAUUGUAACCGCAACGGUUGAGAAGCCCGCAUCGCCCAACUUUCAGAUCGUGUACCUCAACACCAUCCUCCUAACUGGCCCUGAUGGAACACCGGCUACCGGUCUUGAUGCUGACCCGACGGGGCACCUCUCUUUCAGAGGUUUCCCCGAUCUUCCGGUAGCGACCUAUACCGGGGACGGCUUUGGUGGUGACGGUCCGGGCGGCAAGCGAAUUCCGCUCGACACUGAGGGCCUUGUGCUUGGAGAUGAUGGCUCGUUCUGGAUUAGCGACGAGUACGGACCAUAUAUGUACCAGUUCGACAAGCGUGGCAAAAUGGUGAAUGCCAUUCGUCCUCCAGAUGCUCUGAUUCCCAUUAGAAACGGCAGCGAGAGCUUCAAUGCUGCAUCACCGCCCAUCUACAACGAGGACUUCGAGAUCGAACCCGAAGACCCUGAAACGGGACGGUCGAACAACCAGGGCCUUGAGGCUCUCACUGCCAGCCCAGACGGGAAAUAUCUAUAUGCCAUGCUGCAGAGUGCCGCCAUUCAAGAGGGUGGAAAGAAGUCAUCCACCCGUCGGAACACCCGCCUUCUCAAGUACCGGAUAAAGGGCAAGAGCGCCAUAUACGAUGCAGAGUACGCUGUCCAGCUGCCACUUCUUUCGACCGACAAAGUCGCAGGCCAGUCUGAGAUUCACUACAUCUCCGAUAAGCAGUUCCUUGUACUUGCUCGCGACUCUGGUGCCGGCCAUGGCCAGGAUAGCUCCGAGUCGAUUUACCGCAAUGCCGACGUGAUCGACAUCUCCAAGGCCACCAAUAUCAAAGGCAAGAAGUAUGAUGCCUUUAGCGGAGCUAUUGCGAGCUCAAAGGGCGAGCUCAACUCCGACAUCACUCCAGCCACGUAUUGCCCUUGGUUGUCCUACAACAACAAUGACCAGCUUGGCCGCUUCGGCGCCCACAAUGGGGGAGCGCAAGACGCGAGCUUGCUUAACGAGAAAUGGGAGAGUCUUGCGUUGGCGCCCGUGGAUAAGAAGUUCGAGAAAAAGGGCGCUGGCGAUGAGUACUAUCUGAUCUCUGUUUCGGACAAUGACUUCAUUACCCAGAAUGGGUAUAUCAACUUUGGGAAGAACCAAUAUGCCGAUUCUUCGGGCUACAACUUGGACACGCAAGUUCUCGUCUUCAAGGUCAGGCUGCCGAAGGGCGCUGACCCAUUGUAAUUAUUCGGGCCUCUUCGAUGUCACGGAUCGAUUCCGUCAUUCCAAAAUCUCGGAUUCGAAGAGUAUUACCGACAGCAAAAGUCACUAUGGUUGUUGGCGCCGUGCGUGAUUCCGCGCGUUCUCUUAGGCUAAUGUUAUCCGCAGACUCGCU
Trematosphaeria pertusa is the source of this 1699-nucleotide messenger RNA. RefSeq lists its product as uncharacterized. The transcript has 6 exons. The record is from RefSeq and is a predicted model, not a curated record. The coding region runs from base 1 to 1548 and encodes 515 amino acids. NCBI's taxonomy places the organism in Eukaryota, Fungi, Ascomycota, Dothideomycetes, Pleosporales, Trematosphaeriaceae.